AUGGGACCCAGGCUUCUCGGGCACCCCCUCCUUGUCAGUAUCCAUCCAUACAUCCCCAGCCUCCAGCUAUGCAUCCAGCUUGUCUCCGCACCAGACCAGGGCUCGAAUUUUGAGCGGGUCCGGCUGCCAGCCAGACCGUCGUGCUGUCUGCGCCUGCUGCAGUUGAAUCAGCCUGCAGGUGACCUCGGUUACAGGCGUCUUUUUAGGCACCAGUAUGAUGGCGGUAGAUUUGAAACACAGGGUGACAACUGCUUGGCUCAAAGAGACGUUAAAGAUAUCGGUGAAUACAUCUGCCGGCUGGUCUGUGCAGUCCCUGAGCGCACAGCCAGCGCCCUCCGGUCUUUGUUCAAUCUCGCUGAAAAGACUGAACUUCCGCAGUCUGGUUGCAACGCGGCGGGAAACGCUCCCGAGUUUGGGCGGCGGGGAUUUCCAGCCACCGCGGACUCGCAGGGCAAGAUGUUCACCACCACCACCCCCCCUGGCGUUGGCCGGUGGAGGGAGAGGGACGGUCGUGGUCCCGGGCCGGGAACCCGCACGGUGUGGUGGACCUUGGCAGUGGUGGGAUUCGGCCCCAAGUCCCCACAGAGACUGGAGCCUAAAUCCGGAGCCUUAGACAGUGUGAGGAUCCUGUCGGGGAGAAUGCCCAAGUACCUAGGGGCAGGGACAGCCAAAAAGAAAGAAGUGGUUGGAGCCCUUGGUUCAUCAGUUUUACUGGAUCCGGAAGUCAAAGCUGAUCCCAACAAAGAUGAAAUUAUUUGGACUUUCAUCGCCAGCCGCAGAAGCCCUCUCACUAUUCUACAUCAUAUCCCAGGUUACAAGUGGGCUGAACCUAGUGAGCAGUUCAAGUCCUGGUUACAGUUUAUUCUCGCUAAUGGUUCUCUAAUAGUAAAUGGAUUAGAACUGGGUGACCAAGGAGAUUACAGCUUCAUGGUGGCUGACAAAGAGCUGAAAAUAAUACAAUUGCUCCUCUUCGAUGAGCUGUCGGAAGCUUUGAUAUCGACCAACUCCAGCUCCCUCGGUUCCACCGUCCAGCUCACCUGUAACGUCAGUGGGGAUCCUCACGAGUAUCGGUGGUGGAAGGAUGGAGGGGAAAUCUCCCGGCAUCACUGGCUCAUGGAUGGGAACAGAACUCUUGUGAUCCCAAAAGCUUUAGGACAUGACUGUGGAACGUACACCUGCGCUGCAACCAACCCUGUCGGCUCCAUCCAGGCAGAUUACACUCUAAUUAUAUCUGGUUUUCCCCCCGAGGACAUCGCAAUUGUUACUCUGUCGAUCACAGAGCUGGUGAUUUCUGCAUUGUCUUUUAUUGUUUUUGUGGCUGUGCGCUGCUGGAUGAUGGAAUCGGACAAAGCCAAGAAGAGCCAAAAAUGUUGGCUGCUGACUAUUUCUGAUAUUGUGUCUCGUGUUGCCAUCCUCAUUGCCCUCGUAAACUGGAUUAUAGUGAAAGGUGCCAGCCCUAUAUCAGUAAUGGCUUUGUGCACGGACUCUGUCCUGCUGCUGGCUUUGAUUCUACCAUUUGUUCAGAAGUUAGGCUGCCUGAGUACUGACUGUUGCCGAAAAAACGGAGUUUGGGACUGGGCUGUUGGUGGACUGCACCUCGCUGUGAUCAUCAUCUCCGUGAUUUCCUUGACAGUGAUUCAUCCAAACAAUCUAGGCUGUGACAGCAGCCUUUUCACCGGGAGAGUAUUCUUCGCCACAAGGAUCGGGUGUGCGCUGAUCUGUCUCUUGUACUUUGUGGUCCCUCACUGCAGAAACAAAGAUACAGGUGGGAAUGUCAACACUGCCAAAGGACAGCAGCUAUGUUGUUAA
Molecule: messenger RNA, 1809 nt
Organism: Pristis pectinata (smalltooth sawfish)
Lineage: Eukaryota; Metazoa; Chordata; Chondrichthyes; Rhinopristiformes; Pristidae
Product: contactin-6-like
Exons: 12
Coding region: 1-1809 (602 amino acids)
Source: RefSeq, a predicted model, not a curated record